Coccidioides immitis RS is the source of this 2627-nucleotide messenger RNA. RefSeq lists its product as uncharacterized. The transcript has 2 exons. Bases 1 to 1539 code for a protein of 512 amino acids. NCBI's taxonomy places the organism in Eukaryota, Fungi, Ascomycota, Eurotiomycetes, Onygenales, Onygenaceae. The record is from RefSeq and is a predicted model, not a curated record.
AUGGCUCAGGCUAGGGCAUUGUCUAUAGCUGAUGAUAGCCAUACGGGCUCUCUGAUUAGCGAAUUCCAUCCAGCCAACGUCAAUUUGUACCGGCGGUCUCUCUCCAUACCCAGUUUCCGAAGUGUUGAGAUUGACUAUAACGUGGAGUUCUUGUUUGCCUCUGAAAAGACAGAAUCGAUCCAACUACCGCAGACUUUUCCAGAGAUUCCAUCCCCAGAAAUCGAGCCUAUACCUCUUUUUGAGCAUGUUCCAAGGUCACCCACUCCCAAGACAGAUGGGGGGCUACAUACCCAUUUGCAAAGGUUCAUUGCAAAACAAGACAAUGUCGCCGCAACUCGUAUGCUAGCCCGUGAGCGCCGCAGGGAACUGAGAUGUAAACGCAAUGGCGUUAUUGAUCUGGAAGCAGGAUUUAUGAAUAAAAUGAACCAGCUACUUAUUGAUCAUAGAGACAACCCUGCAAGACUAGAUCCAGCACUUCUUACACUUUUUGAACAGUAUCAAGAUGCCCGAAAUGAAUACUCUUCUUUUGAGGAUGACUAUAAUCAAUUGGAAGACCAGUUGGACAGGGAAGAAUUUGAGCUUGAAGAAGUUAUCAAGGCUCUAAGGAAAGCAGGAGACAGAGAAGGGGACAAAGGUUUAUUCAGUGGUUCUGAGAAAUCAGCCAAGAAUAAUGCUCCAAACUUUGCAGAGAUAUACCACCCACUAGUCAUCCAGUACUAUUCCCGGAUAGGCGAUAUGAACUUACUGAAAGAGGAGCUUUGGAACCUACGUGCUGAAUAUGAUAUGGCACAGGAAGAUCAAGCCACAAAACACAAAUAUGGAAUGGCUGUGCAGGACUCUAACCUUCUGGAAUUGCUACAAAAUUUUGCAAAAUAUGAAGAGGAGAUACUUGAUGAUCUUACUGCUGUAGACAAUGAUGUCCAGCAAUUGAAGGCACAGUGUGAUGCACUUGGCCUGCUUGACAACCCUCAAGAAUCAACCUUGUUGGAUCCACUUGAAGUGAUGGAAGAUAUUCCCAAUCUUCAAUGGACCAGAAGAAGGCCUUCUUUCUUUGAGGAGAACCCGGGCCUACAAACAUCUGCAGAGGCAAAAAUCAGCAUGACAGAGUUCAUUGAUAAAUGGCUCCUCCAUCAGCUCUUUGAAUCACCGCUUGACCGGCUCAGAUCAUCCCCAGAACCAAUAGAAUUUCCGGUGUACGAGCCUCAUCACGCAAACGAUAGUUAUAGUUGGGCAAAAUUGUCAGUGAAUAUUGGAACCCCAGACUCCUACCUUUUUAAAUCUGCGGCUCCAAUUGAUAACGAUAUAAUCCUUGAUAUGCUCUCUCCCAAUGGACCCAAUUCCGAUCCUUGUACGCCAAAAGAUGAACCGGUACUACCCACUGCGAUGCGAAUAUGCGAUUUCGACUGCCCCACGGGUUCCUUAGUGGACAAAUCGUUGAACAAUAACAGUCCUAGUGCCAUGCUGGCUGUUGAAGAGGAAGCCAAUGCUAUCAAUAUUACUUCUGGCAACCCAGACAACAGCUCAAUAUCUUCGUUUUGAUACUUUUGACCUUGACACGAAAACUGGUUUCUACAUUUCAAACUCGGUGCUUAAGGGUGUAUUUUACUGGGAAUUAUACCGGGGAGGAAGGAAAGAUCGGUGUUUUCAAACCAAUAGACCAAGGAGAAUAGAUUUCCCUACUCGGAUGAUUUUACAGAGAAUUUUGCUGGCAUUCCUGCCAAUCGCUGUGCUCCCCACAAGGCAACUUUAGGCUGGAACACGUUUGGCCUUUGCACGCAUUUCCUUAUGUGGAGUUCAGGCACGACACAUUGAGUGUCGACUUGCUGGAGACCUUGCAUGCCGUCGCAAAUUAAUUUCGUUUAUCAAGCCCGACAGAGAGUGUGUGUAUGUGGGUGGAUGCGCCUUGGAAUUUGAGUAACGCUGGGUACGAGCAGGUAUACCGACACGUUUCAGUUUCACCCGAAUAUCGAUUACUAUUUGGGUGGGAGGGGUUCCCCUACUAUCCAAUCCCAGAAAUCAAACGCAGUUAUUUAUCCCCUGCUUCCGAGAAAUCCUACUGGGCCAGCUCCCUAACCAAUCUUCGGAUGCGAUGGCGAGAUGCUGUUUCCUUGUGAUUGCGACGGCCCUCCACACCAUCACCUCCAAAAUACGACAUACCCUGCCAUCAAAAGGGUCCUGUUAGGCAUACAGAUCCCUGAGCGACUGUGGGGGUCGAGGUAGGCCAACAAUAACUACUUGAUGGGGCGUUUAUUUCCACCCAAACGGAUGACGUGGUGCAUGAAAUCUGUAAAAAGAAUCAAUUUGGAUCGCAUCCCCGGGGUACUCCGUAUUGACCGCCAGUCUUGAACGUCUACGCAGGAUGGGUGGUCUUAAAGCCUUUCAUGCUGCGGUGGUUCUCUUUUGCCAAGUUCAGGGAGUUUGGGCCUCCUUUGUUUGUUGUGCGUAUUCCGUGUUGAUUAAUAUUACUUUUACAAGCCACCGUCGCGAUCACACCACCAUCACUGGAAGAGACCGCCAAGUUCCUUUUUUUCCCCUAUUCAGUAGCGUCGCAAGCACCAGUUUCAAGCGAGAUUCGAUGCUAAGAGAUGAACUAUGGGGGGAGCCAAAUAUAUCCAAGUAUGCAUAUA